This is a messenger RNA of Nannospalax galili (Upper Galilee mountains blind mole rat), 778 nucleotides long. RefSeq names its product sex comb on midleg-like protein 2. Lineage: Eukaryota; Metazoa; Chordata; Mammalia; Rodentia; Spalacidae. Bases 98 to 778 code for a protein of 226 amino acids. The record is from RefSeq and is a predicted model, not a curated record. The transcript is spliced from 5 exons. Gene Ontology annotation, molecular function: protein binding.
UGUCUAUGUAAAUAAACAUGGAGAUUGUGGCCCUUUUCUGGAUCCGGAGAAAGUUCAGCAGCUACCUGACCACUUUGGCCCAGGCCCCGUGAACGUGAUGCUGCGGCGGAUUGUGCAGGCCUGUGUGGAUUGUGCCAUUCAGGCUAAGGUUGUGUUUCUGUUUCUUGAGCCGGAUAAUCGUGGAGGAGAAGUGAUAACUGCCUCCUUUGAUGGGAAAGCCCAUGCUGUUCAGCUCCCUCCAGUGAAUAGCGCAUCAUUUGCACUUCGCUUUCUUGAAACUUUCUGCCACAAUCUACAAUGUGAUAAGUUAUUGAGUAGCCAGCCUUUCAGCUCUUCUAAGGCUCGUGCCCUUGCAGACCCUGAUAAGAACAAACCAGUAAAAGAGGAAGUAAAAGAAAAGAAAGGCCUCAAAAGAUCUCUUCCACAACCCGUACCUUUUGUACCUAAGGUUCCCAAAAGGACUGCACGUGCCUCUAAAGCUUCAAGUUAUAUAGCUGUACCUGACCCCAGUGUCCUGAAACAAGGCUUCUGUAAGGACCCUUCAACCUGGUCUGUGGAUGAAGUGAUACAGUUUAUGAAACAUACAGAUCCUCACAUAUCAGGCCCCCUCACUGACCUCUUCAGGCAACAUGAAAUUGAUGGGAAGGCUCUGCUGCUCCUCAGGAGUGAUCUGAUGAUGAAGUAUAUGGGGCUGAAGCUGGGGCCAGCAUUAAAACUAUGUUACUACAUAGAGAAACUUAAAGGGGUAAAGUAUAAUUGGAAAAAAGUGCAAGUUUAG